Molecule: messenger RNA, 1046 nt
Organism: Gastrolobium bilobum
Lineage: Eukaryota; Viridiplantae; Streptophyta; Magnoliopsida; Fabales; Fabaceae
Exons: 7
Coding region: 138-881 (247 amino acids)
Molecular function (GO): antioxidant activity
Source: RefSeq, a predicted model, not a curated record
UUAAAAUAAUUUCUGUGGCUCCGUGAACGACGACACAUCUUCGAGUCUCAGUUCCAUAUUCAGUAACAGCGUCUUCCACAGUUCCAAUACCUCUAUUCGAGGGUUCAUCUUGAUUUUCUAAUUGGAUUCAACAAGCCAUGGCAACACUGCAAUCUCUGCGACCUUCUUUUCAUCCUCGUAUAUCACCCCCAAAUUCUCACACUAUCCCCACCGCUACCAUUAAGUAUUCCCCCAAAUUGAUGGGCACAAAGAGUUUCACCCUAAAACGCAGUGUUAUUUCUGCCAGAGCUUCGAGUUCGCAGUAUAGUCCCAGAACCGCGGAGGACCUCGGUGACGUUAGCAUUUUCACCGCUACCGGCGAGCCAGUCAUGUUCAAAGAUCUCUGGGAUCAGAAGCAGGGAAUGGCUGUGGUGGCCCUCUUGAGGCACUUUGGAUGCCCGUGCUGCUGGGAAUUGGCUUCAGCCUUGAAAGAAUCCAAAGCAAGGUUUGAUUCAGCUGGUGUCAAACUCAUUGCAGUGGGUGUUGGUACUCCCAAUAAAGCUCGUAUCCUUGCUGGACGACUACCAUUUCCAAUGGAUUGCCUUUAUGCUGAUCCUGACCGCAAGGCAUAUAAUAUUUUGAACCUAUACUAUGGUUUUGGCCGAACAUUCUUCAACCCAGCCAGUGCAAAGGUGCUUUCAAGAUUUGAUUCUCUGCAGAAAGCUGUCAAGAACUAUACAAUUGAAGCCACUCCAGAUGAUAGAAGUGGCGUGUUGCAGCAGGGAGGCAUGUUUGUGUUUAGAGGAAAGGAGCUAUUAUAUGCAAGGAAAGACGAAGGGACUGGUGACCAUGCCCCCUUAGAUGAUAUUUUUGACAUCUGCAGCAAAGCUCCUGUUGCCUGACGCUGUACUGUAUAAAAUUUUAAAUUUGCUUAACAUUAGGAAUGUUCAGUUUAAGAAGAGUUGUGUUAAUAGAGUAGGAAUCACUGUGAAUCCUAUACGUGACAAUAUAUUAUAAGCUGUGGAUAUGAAUAAAAAUCAUAUACAAAUAUUAUAGAAUUCUGUCCA